UAAAGUAGCAGCAUUGAGUCUCAUCUCUCAUUUUUUCAUUUUGUAUUUCUCGUUGCUCCUCUCUCUCUCCACGGCUCACACUGCCUGCAGAUCGACUCAAUCUCAAGACAUCAUUCGAUUUUUGUAGCUGCCAAGUGGAGUUGUAGUCCGGGUAACCAAAUGUUACAGCAAGGGCGGAUUUUUUAGUUUGUCAUAUCGGAUGAUUUGUAAUAUCUAUAUUAUGCUUUGACAGUGCCAACAUGGGCAUUCGUCUGAUGAAAUGUCAAUGGUCAUGGCUGCUUCUCAUUCUAUUCUCUUUUAUCCUAGCAAACAGGGUCAGAGCUAUCAGUCCUGAUGGAGAGGCACUUCUGAGCUUCCGAAUAGCAAUUACUAGUUCAGAUGGUGUGCUUUCUAAGUGGAGACCAGAGGAUCCCGAUCCAUGCAAAUGGAAAGGAGUGGAAUGUGAUAAUAAAACCAAGAGAGUAACGACUUUGAGCCUUACCAAUCAUAAAUUGAGUGGUCCUAUAUCACCUGACCUUGGAAAACUGGAGCACUUGAGGCUUUUAAUGCUUCAUAACAACAACUUUUAUGGGACGAUUCCUUCAGAGCUGGGUAAUUGCACAGAGCUGCGAGGAAUAUACUUGCAGGGUAAUUACUUAAGUGGUUUAAUUCCAAGCGAAUUGGGAAACCUUUCUUCGCUUCAGAAUCUGGAUAUCUCGAGCAAUUCUCUCAGUGGAAAUAUCCCUCCCUCAAUUGGAAGACUAGAUAAUCUCGUUACAUUCAAUGUGUCUAACAAUUUUCUGGUCGGGCCUAUACCAUUGCUUGGUGUCUUCAGCAACUUUAUGGCUAGUUCUUUCAUUGGAAAUCGUGGUUUAUGUGGAAAACAAAUCAACGCGGCAUGCAAAGAUGACAGUGGAGCUCCAACAUAUUCUGGAUCACCUACUUCGGCUCAAAAUCAAGUUGGUAAAAGGAAAAACUCUGGAAGGCUUCUCAUUAGUGCAUCAGCAACUGUAGGUGCACUGCUUUUGGUGGCACUUAUGUGUUUUUGGGGUUGCUUCCUAUACAAGAAGUUCGGUAAAAAUGAGAGCAGAACUCUUGCCAUGGAUGUCAGUGGAGGAGCAUCCAUUGUCAUGUUUCAUGGAGACUUGCCACACUCUUCGAAAGACAUCAUUAAGAAAUUGGAAACUUUGAGUGAGGAAGACAUUAUAGGUGCUGGGGGGUUUGGGACAGUAUACAAGCUUGAAAUGGAUGAUGGCAAUGUGUUUGCAUUGAAACAAAUUGUGAAGAUGAAUGAGGGAUUUGAUCGGUUUUUUGAAAGAGAACUUGAAAUUCUUGGAAGCAUAAAACACCGGUACCUUGUAAAUUUGCGAGGAUAUUGUAAUUCACCUACAUCAAAGCUGUUACUCUAUGAUUACCUGGCUGGUGGCAACCUUGAUGAAGCUCUCCAUGCAGAACGAUCUGAGCAGUUAGACUGGGAGGCACGUUUGAAUAUUAGUAUGGGAGCAGCAAAAGGACUGGCCUAUCUACACCACGAUUGUUCUCCAAGAAUCAUACAUCGUGACAUAAAGUCGAGCAACAUUCUACUUGAUAUCAACUUGGAGGCUCGGGUAUCAGAUUUUGGACUUGCCAAGCUGUUAGAGGAUGGAGAAUCUCAUAUUACAACCAUUGUUGCAGGAACUUUUGGUUAUUUGGCUCCAGAGUACAUGGCAAGUGGGAGAGCAACUGAAAAGACAGAUGUCUAUAGUUUUGGGGUCUUGGUGCUUGAGGUCAUAAGUGGCAAGAGACCUACUGAUGCAUCCUACAUUGAGAAGGGCCUCAACAUCGUUGGCUGGUUAAAUUUCCUAAUUACAGAGAAUAGGGAACGUGAGAUUGUGGAUCCAAAUUGUGAGGGGGUGCAGACAGAAAGCCUUGAUGCCUUACUCUCAGUAGCCAUCCAGUGUGUUUGUUCUAACCCAGAGGACCGGCCCACCAUGCACAGGGUGGUGCAGUUGGUUGAAUCAGAGGUUAUGACCCCAUGCCCAAGUGAUUUUUAUGAUUCCAACUCUGAUUGAAAAGUUGAAGCCGAAAAUGAAGAUUUGUGUGUAAGGUCUCACGUUCUCCUGUUGUCUCGAGCAAAUUCCAGCGCAAGCAGUAAAUGAAGGGGAGAUGUUGAAUGUGCUUCAUCCUCACUCGUGUUAAUUUUUUGAUUAAUUCUUUUGUGCAGAUGGAUGGAAGGUACGGUGUAUUUGCGCACUGCGCAUAUUCCAUUUGAAACUCAAUUUAAGUAGUUGAAUAGAAUUUGACAAAUGGCACGGGUGAACACCCCUUACCGGCAAUUUGCUAUGUGCAAGUGCGGUGGGAUCCAACCUUCACCUUCUCUCGCCCUUAUGGUACGAGUCAGUCGGUCAGUUAGUUCAUUUAAGUGUGCUUUUUUGCUUUCUUUUAUAUUAUCCCCUUAGUCCUUAGCUUGCACUUCUCCCUCUCCCUCUACCCCCUGUUGAAGUAAACAUUAGAUGACAGCG
This is a messenger RNA of Hibiscus syriacus, 2480 nucleotides long. RefSeq names its product LRR receptor-like serine/threonine-protein kinase FEI 2. Lineage: Eukaryota; Viridiplantae; Streptophyta; Magnoliopsida; Malvales; Malvaceae. Gene Ontology annotation, molecular function: protein kinase activity; protein binding; ATP binding. The record is from RefSeq and is a predicted model, not a curated record. The coding region runs from base 240 to 2030 and encodes 596 amino acids. Gene Ontology annotation, biological process: protein phosphorylation. The transcript is spliced from 14 exons.